UACCGCCUCUAAACGUCGAAAGCGUCGCGAGGACGAUUAUUGACUUUUUUUUUUUUUUUGGUGCGUCAACAACAUCUGUAGCUACAAAGAAACGCCUGAACACACUGACAACGAAACUUAAGGAAAAAGUUUUUGGGACGCUAACUUACACUCUCACCCAGUUUCUUCUUUUUUUUUCUUCUUCCUAACUUCUCGGGAAAGAGUGGGAGGAAGGAAGGAUGGGAAUAAGUCAGAUUUGAAGCAAGGGAGUUGACAUGUUUGAAAGCGCUGAGGGCUGAGGAAAGGGAGGAACUGCUUCUUCUGCCGUGUGUGUGUCCCACAAAGACGACUGUCUGAUGUCCAAGGAGACUGUGCUUCCUGCGGAUGGGCCGGCAGGGCGAGGAAAGGGCCCUCAGCAAGAGACACGUCCCCUGUUGUCAGCCACACAACAAGAUGCUUGUGACAGUGAAUCAUCAGGAAGAACACCGUCUCCCAGGAAACCAGCCACUGAAGGACAAAGUCACGUGACCAAGGAGAAGUCUAAUUAUUGCGAGCCUGUAAGAACUCAACCUCAGUCUGAGUCUAAGCCAGUGCCCUCGGAGCCUGACGAGGGAGACACCGCCAAGGACCAAAAUGGCAUCGGCCACAACAGCACUGGCACGCCUGCGCUGAGUAACGGCAACGGAAUCCACCCUGGCAUCGGCGGGGCCAGGGCCACGUGCACAUGCUCCUGUGGUGCCAACAUCAGCAAGGGUGCCAUGGGUGGGUCAGGGCCUGACCCAAGGGCAGCGGCGACGGUAGAGCAGCCCAGGAAGCAGACAUCUAUGCCCGUGUCGCAAAGGAUGCAGAAGAAGUUGAGGUCCAGCUUGUCAGUCAACAGUGACAGCAGCCGACGCAGUAAAGGCAGUUCCACCGGGUCGCAGAAACCUCCUUUACCAGAGGACUGCUGCGUCCACUGCAUCUUGGCCUGCCUGUUCUGCGAGUUCCUGACACUUUGCAACAUGGUGGUGGCGCAGGCCUCGUGCGGCACGUGCACAUCAGAGGCUUGCUGCUGCUGUUGCUGCACCGAGGACAUGGGCGACGACUGCAACUGCCCCUGUGAUAUGGACUGCGGCAUCAUGGAUGCCUGCUGCGAGUCAUCAGAUUGUCUGGAAAUCUGUAUGGAGUGCUGCGGCAUCUGCUUCCCCACAUAGGAAGGCCGGUGCUGGCAUGGACCGGGGUUUCUCUGCAGGGGAUAACUGGACCCUGGACGGAAAACUAGAAAGAAACUGCUGCUGCUGUCAUUUUGAAUUCAGCACCAGACAGAGGGAACCACAGUGUGCGUGUCUGUGUGUGUCUGUAUGUGUAUGUGUGAUGGUCAGCACAUGUGUUUGUAAUGUCUUUUUUUAAAUGUGUCAUGACAGUUGAGUGUGUGUGAAGUAGUGUGGUGUGGUUGAGGAAAGCAUGCUUUGAAAGAUGUAUUUUGACACUGGGCUUCUCCAUCAAAACCAGCUCAGCAGGGGCUAGAAGUAACUCCAGAUAAACUCGCAAUAUGAACAUGUCAAUUAAAUAUUCAGUGUAUAGUUUUCUGUUGUUAAGUAUUCUAUCCUUUGCGUAAAAAGAAGUACUAUCGCAGACUGUCUUAAAGAUUUUAUUGUUACAUCAGGAAUGCUGUCUAAUUGUAUCUUAUCUUGCCUCUUUUUUCAUUUUGAUGACUGAUAUGUUGCAUACACUAACAAAAAUGAUGAACAAAAUUAUCACAUUUACUCUGUUUUAGUUUUCAGUACUUGUUUUAGUUUUUUUUUUUAUGCUCAAAAACUGAGGUAACAAUCUUAGUACCGUACAACACUGUAAAAGGUUUAUGUGACAGUUCAUACAUUCUUUGUUGCAUACUGUAGUUUUUGCAACUCAGAUUUCCAUUCACACAUACCUACUGUAGCACUGUAGAACAGUUGAAACUAGUGAAAUAUUAAAAGGAGAAUCAGGACAUCAGAACAUUAGCUACUUUCUGAAACUGUUUUAGGAACAAAAUUAUUUUUUUCUUAAAUGUUUUUAGCAUUUUUGGGAUUGUAAGAGGCAUAUAAUUACAGAAAAAAACUGCACAAAAUUGCUGAUAAGCUCAUAUUUGUUUACUAAAUCUUACUAAGUGCUGGAAUGUGUAUGAAAACUUUUUGACCAAAGAAUCUCAUCUCGCAACUCCUGAUCUGGCAGUAUUUGAAGCCUUGGGUUGACUGGAAAUACAGUGCAUACAUUUGAAUACAAAGUGUUAGUUUUCUGCAGUGUUAAGAUAUAUAGUUUGUACAGUCGUAUGUCUUUAUUUCUAUGAGAGUCCUCUAAUGUCAGCCAUCAAUGAUUAGGCUUUGUCGGCUGCAUAUGGUACAAGCCUUUUCUGUGAUGCUAUUUUACAUACAUACUGUGUAAGUAUGACUUGUUGAACUGCACUCUGUUCAUGAGGGGUGUGAUAAGGAAUUAAAAAAUGGUGACCCUGGUUGCCAUAUAAGCGGCUUUCGGGUAUCAAGCCCAGUGACUCACAAUACAAAAAAGGGAAUCAUGAACUGUCAUGUUGAAAUGGUAAACUAAUGCAGGGUAAAGGCAGUUUUCUUCUCCUUUUUUCCCCAGUUCCCUUAAUUCUGUGUAUCUCGAGAUGAGUUUGUGGUGAAUCACCAGUGGAGUCAUUUUCAGAUCCGCUUUGAUGUUGUUUAAGUGAUGAUACUUAAUACUGGCCCUCAUUAGCACUACUUGCUAAAUGGUAACAUAAAAUGUCCCUUCCUAACGCCAAGAAAGAUAAUGUGCUGUCAUGUGCAGCUCGUCUUAAUGGCGCGCUGUUAUUGUGUAUAAGGAAGUUGGAUAGGCACCUCUGCAGCAGAUAAUGUGCAGAAAGUAAACCUCAUUUUCAUGUUUAUGAUUAACUCAAGCCACAAGUUUGUUACAGGCUAAAGAGUGUCAAGAAAACACUAUAUAGAUAAUGUGAAGAAUUUAUCUACAAGAAAAAUUGUAUACAUGUAGCUACAGUAGUUUUCCUUCUAUAUUAUACUGUUUUUUUCCCAGUUCUGUACCUUACACUUGAUUCUUUUCAUUCUCGUCUUGAUGCAUCCUCUCUCAAGUUGGAGUCCAUAGCUCAUUUUAUUAGUUUUAUACAUUAUCUGCAAUCUCAAAGAGAACAUUUUCUAAAAUAAAAUAAAAAAUAUAUUAAAGUA
Molecule: messenger RNA, 3155 nt
Organism: Scomber scombrus (Atlantic mackerel)
Lineage: Eukaryota; Metazoa; Chordata; Actinopteri; Scombriformes; Scombridae
Gene: mdfic
Product: MyoD family inhibitor domain containing
Exons: 5
Coding region: 336-1172 (278 amino acids)
Source: RefSeq, a predicted model, not a curated record